Striga asiatica is the source of this 552-nucleotide messenger RNA. Lineage: Eukaryota; Viridiplantae; Streptophyta; Magnoliopsida; Lamiales; Orobanchaceae. The record is from the annotation of a GenBank genome assembly.
AUGAUCGGAUGCCACGUCACCAGACGAAGGGUAGUGGUUGAUUCGAAAGCACGAGUCAAUGCUGCUUGGGUUUCUGAUGAGGUGGCUGAAAGUGGAUUUGUCGGGGACCCACAAGCCCUCGGCCGCGAUUUCGAGGAUGUCACAUGCGAGGUUGCUGACGUCGCGGACGUAAUCAUUGACUGCACGACUGAAGGAGAAAUUAAGGACACAACAAUAUACUCGAGCUCGCCUUUAUCACCAUUGAACCCAAUAUCCUUGCAGCCGUAUCCAAAUGGGCUCGGCUGCCUGGGCCGGGCCCGUUGCUUGUCGCAUGCGGACUUCGAGAAAAACUCGAGGCCUUCCUUUUCGACCCGAGAGAUCACCUCCCAGGAAAUCCCGUGGUUCUCGACCUGGAAAAACCCAAAUUCUUCGCAUGCUUUUACAACUAAAUCGCACAAUUUGGGCCUCUCGAGAGCAAGAUCUAUAACCGGGAUCCCGAGGGCACGAGCCUUUUUGCUUCUCAUGGGAGACGAAGAAGAAGAAGAUAGAUUGAGAAGAAUAAGGUGGAAUUAA